CGAGGAAGUGGAUGUGGAGGGGCGGGUCCUUAAAGGGGUAGGUGCGCCGUCCAGGUCUUUACCCUGACCUGAAUGACUAUUCAUUUAAACCGUGCCAAAGCCUUUACUGCCAGUCAAAGGUUACACUAGGCGAGGAGUGCAGGUGAAGAUGGGUGAAAAGGUUCUGGUGACUGGAGGUGCUGGGUACAUUGGCAGCCACUGUGUGGUAGAGCUUAUUGAAGCUGGCUUCACUCCCGUGGUCAUUGACAACUUCAGCAAUGCCAUUCGUAACAGUGGCACUCCUGAGAGCUUAUGUAGGAUUGAAAAAAUCCUAAAGACCAAGAUUGAAUUCAGAGAGUUGGACCUCCUGAACCAGGCUGGUUUAGACCAAAUCUUCAAAGAGCACCAGUUCUCUGCAGUAAUGCAUUUUGCAGGACUAAAGGCAGUAGGCGAGUCUGUCCAAAAGCCCCUCAUGUAUUAUCGUGUCAAUCUGACUGGAACCAUCAACCUUUUGGAGACUAUGCAGAAACAUGGAGUGCACAACAUUGUUUUCAGCAGCUCUGCUACAGUCUAUGGGGAUCCUAAAAAGCUGCCCAUUGAUGAAGUUCAUCCUGUAGGGGGCUGCACGAAUCCCUAUGGAAAAACCAAGUACUUCAUUGAAGAGAUGAUUGUAGACCAGUGUCGUGCACAGAAGGACUGGAAUGCUGUACUUCUGCGCUACUUUAACCCAAUUGGAGCCCACCACUCUGGAAUGAUUGGGGAGGAUCCACAGGGAAUUCCCAAUAACUUGUUGCCUUACAUUGCUCAGGUUGCAAUUGGACGAAGAGAAUACCUCAAUGUUUUUGGCAAUGACUACAACACACCUGAUGGAACAGGGGUGCGCGAUUAUAUCCAUGUGGUUGAUCUGGCAAAGGGACAUAUUGCAGCUUUGAAGAAACUAAAAGAAAAUUGUGGUUGCAAGGUAUAUAACCUUGGCACUGGAACUGGGUACUCUGUACUGCAGAUGGUCCAAGCUAUGGAGAAGGCUUCUGGGAAACAGAUCAAGUAUAAGGUGGUGCCUAGAAGGGAAGGUGACAUUGCCUCUUGCUAUGCAGAUCCUACACUGGCAGAAAAGGAGCUAGGAUGGACAGCUGUCUUUGGACUUGAGAGGAUGUGUGAGGACCUGUGGCGUUGGCAGUCUCGGAAUCCAAAUGGCUUCAGCAAAGCCACAUUGUGUUAGCAGGAACUGCUCUACUGUUUUAAUGUGACCAUUUGGAAUGUAGAUAGACUGGGCAUUGCAAGUGAUGCUUUUGAAAGGAACUCCACAGAAAUGAAUACUGUUUCGAGUACUAAACUUUAUAACUGGAUUAAUUGUUAAUAAGAAGACUGAUGGAUAGUUAUUCAUGACAAACUGUUCUGUUAAGCAUAGUUUUUUACUUUUUAAUAAUGAAGAUUUUUUGUAAAAAUAUUUUGCUGCUAUAGCAACAAUUGAAACCUCUCACUGUAAGAGAAUACAUUUUUUGUAUCAUGUCAGGGGGCACAAUAGAAGAAUCAAGUAUGGUCAGAUUAUUAUACUUGAAUGUGGCUAAAUAAAUGAAGUAGCAUUUUUAAUUAAAGUUAUUUACAGUAUCUACAA
This is a messenger RNA of Erpetoichthys calabaricus (reedfish), 1594 nucleotides long. RefSeq names its product UDP-galactose-4-epimerase (gene gale). Gene Ontology annotation, biological process: beta-D-galactose catabolic process via UDP-galactose, Leloir pathway. The coding region runs from base 149 to 1198 and encodes 349 amino acids. The record is from RefSeq and is a predicted model, not a curated record. Gene Ontology annotation, cellular component: cytosol. Gene Ontology annotation, molecular function: UDP-glucose 4-epimerase activity. Lineage: Eukaryota; Metazoa; Chordata; Cladistia; Polypteriformes; Polypteridae. The transcript has 11 exons.